Molecule: messenger RNA, 1340 nt
Organism: Drosophila obscura
Lineage: Eukaryota; Metazoa; Arthropoda; Insecta; Diptera; Drosophilidae
Gene: TwdlE
Product: proline-rich extensin-like protein EPR1
Exons: 3
Coding region: 132-725 (197 amino acids)
Source: RefSeq, a predicted model, not a curated record
UCCGCGUCAAACAAACUCCAACUCCGACUAAAAGCUCCACCAUCCAAAGAUCCAUCCUCAAAGAUCAGUGACAAAAUCCGCAACGAAACGAAACGAACCGAGAAACAAUAUAUCAGAAAGCUCCCUGUAAAAUGCAGUCCAGUUGUGUGUUAGUGAUCGUCUUGGGCUUUGCCGCCUUGGUGGCGGCUCGUCCAGAGCCCCCACGUGACUCGUACAGUGUCCCACCGUCGAGCAGCUACCAGCCGAGUGGACCAAGCGGGGGAUAUGGAGCCCCUGCGCCACAAUAUGGACCUCCACAGCAGCCACCAGUGGUGCAUAAGCAUGUGUACGUCCAUGUCCCACCACCAGAGCCAGAGUACCAGGCACCCAGGAAACCUCUGUACGUGCCACCACCACAAAAGCACUACAAGAUUGUGUUUAUCAAGGCACCAUCCGCGCCCGCACCCACUGCACCCAUCAUUCCACAGUACCCGCAGAACGAGGAGAAGACUCUGGUCUACGUGCUGGUGAAGAAGCCAGAGGAUCAGCCUGAGAUCAUCAUCCCGACGCCGGCGCCCACACAGCCCAGCAAGCCGGAGGUGUACUUUAUCCGCUACAAGACCCAGAAGGAGGAGACCGGACCCUAUCCCAACAGUGUGGCGCCUCCAGCACCAGAGUAUGGUGCCCCGGCUGGACCACCAGCCCCAUCCGCUCCCAGUAGCUCCUAUGGCGCACCAUCGCACUAAGUGGAACAUCAACACUCCCGUGAACAUCCCGCACAACCGCAACCGAAUCUCAACCCCAGCUCAUGGCAAUCCCUUACACCAUAUCUAUAAUAUUUUUGCUAUGGAAAUCUCGAAGAACUCUCGACCAUCGUCUAUCCUCAUCCCAUUUAUGGUUGUUUCAUGUGUAAUUUUUUACCUCUGAGGUUGUUUCUACAAACCUAUGUAUGAGAACAUUUCCCAUCUAGGCUGUUUGUUUCAAAUUGUUUGUUUAGUCUUAAGUGUUCUAGAUCUUUAAGAAAAAAGAAAGAUGCGUUAUACACACACACACACUCACAUUCGACAUACACACGAUCACCACUGCGAUAGCAAUAGCGAUCAGUUACUGACACCGAUACUUGAUUCAUCCCAUAUGCAUUUUCCCUAGGCAAAUUACACCAACAAACGAGAGAAUUUUCCAAACAUUGCUGUUGCUGUUGUUUUGCACACAAUAUUAUUGAGUAAUGAGAAUGCAAAAGACAGAAAUUAAAAAAAAAUUACAACAAAAAAAUGAAAGAAACGAUAUAUAAUGAUACUCAAGUACGAUAUGUAUGUUUAUCUUAGAAAACGAUAACAUCAAUGGCUAAAUAAACGUUUAAC